AUGUUCACAUACGGGAAUAUGCAGUGGUAUCCGUUUUCCCCAGUCAACCGGGAUGGCAGGGCGCAUGUGCACCAGUUUCAUCCUUCCCAUUGUGACGUCACAUCCGGUUACCCGAGUCAUGCAUACCUGAGUGCCCCUGCGCCUCUAGAGUGCUCAAACGCACCACCCUAUAUUAGGAAAACGGGUUCCAUAGAGCAAUUGGAUAUCGAAAAGGUACUGGGGGCGUUUGAAGGCAACCAUGAUUUGCUGUCUUCUGCUAUCCACGCCGCGUUGCACAGCGUUCCGGAACAGCACGGUUUCCAUGGCGAAAAAGGUGAAACGCUCCCGCUCGCAACCACGUGCCCGCCCAAGACUCUUAACCAACAGUGUCAGCUCCGUCUGCCCUCUAUCAAGACCACCCACAUGGCGGCCAACGUAAUGUCCGAGGAAUGCGACCUGGGCUAUUCGAGUUUCUCCGACAUAGCAUUGUUUCCGGAAGUUCCAGAUAUCACGAACUGCUCUGGGAACUCAGACGACCUCUUUGAAGACAUAACGUCGUCUUUUGAUGAAACGUUUGAAUGCGCGUUGGGGACCGAGUCAAUCGCGAAACCGGCGGUGACGAUCUCCGAUGUUUCUGUGAAGCAGGAACCCAAUCAGGUGAACCGCCCAAACUACACGGCAUCCCACUUCAAAGAAAUUCCUCACUGCCAAUACCCAGGUUACGUCAACGAGAUUCUACCGAUAUCCUCCUGUGCGUUCUUCAGCAGCCAGGUACUGAUCACCGAUUCGCCCGUUGCCACGAUGACAGCAAACGUCAAGAACAGCGUACCUUGGUGCGUCCUCUGCGACAAGUCCUUCCAGACGAGAUCCGCGCUGAAGAUGCACAUGGCGUCUCACCGAGGAAAUAGACCCCACUGGUGCCCAUAUUGCGACAAGUCGUUUACCCAGAAAUCCACGCUGAGGACACAUAUACGCGUGCACACCGGCGAGAAGCCCUACGCAUGUGAACAAUGUACGCGGGCUUUCGGCGAUUACAGCACUUUCCGGAAGCACGUGCGGAUUCACACAGGGGAGCGUCCUUACACAUGCGACGUGUGUCAGAAAGGAUUCACGCAAUCGGGAAACAUGUUGCGACACAGAGAAGUGCACUUUAAGAAGUCCAAGAAAGUGAAAUGUGAAAAGUCUUUAUAA
Molecule: messenger RNA, 1170 nt
Organism: Dreissena polymorpha
Lineage: Eukaryota; Metazoa; Mollusca; Bivalvia; Myida; Dreissenidae
Product: zinc finger protein 177-like
Exons: 1
Coding region: 1-1170 (389 amino acids)
Biological process (GO): regulation of transcription by RNA polymerase II
Cellular component (GO): nucleus
Molecular function (GO): DNA-binding transcription factor activity, RNA polymerase II-specific; RNA polymerase II cis-regulatory region sequence-specific DNA binding
Source: RefSeq, a predicted model, not a curated record